GAUUAAAUAAUUUCAUUAAUUAACAAUCUUCUAGUUAAUUUCUUAUUAGAAUAAUUUUUUGCAAUGCCGAAAGAUUUUUAUGAAAAAGAUGGAACUGAGUAUGCAAUAAGUUUAGAUUCAACAGAUUUAGACAAUAAAUAUAGUACUACAAAAGAAGUUUUUAAUUCCAAAGUUCCAGUUUCGUUAGCAUGGAAGAAUUUAACGUAUGAGAUAGUAGAUCCGAAAACUAAAAAAAAUAAAAAGAUUAUACAAAAUGUUAGUGGUAUCGUUAAACCCGGUGAAUUCUUAGCCAUUAUGGGACCUCUUGGGGCCGGUAAAUCAACAUUCUUGGAUAUGUUAGCUGGACGUAAAGAUCCAAAAAAUGUUUCAGGUAUAGUAUAUCUUAAUGGUAGACCGGGUGAUGUCAAAUGUGUAUCAACUUAUGUAACGCAAGAUGACUCUCUAAUGGGUGUUCUUACUGUACGAGAAAAUAUUAAAUUCGCUGCCGAUUUAUGUUUUCCGGCUAGCUUUUCACGAUUGGAAAAAUAUGCGCAUGUUCAAAAUAUAAUACGUGAAUUUGGGUUAGAAAGGGUAGCUGAUAAUAAAAUAGGAACAUUAUUUGUUAGAGGAAUAAAUAGUGGUGAAAAACGUAGAUGUGCGAUAGCAUCACAAGUUAUCACUUUACCUAAAGUAAUUUUCCUUGAUGAACCAACAACUGGAUUAGAUUCUGCCGCUGCGUAUAAUGUUAUGAGCGCGAUAGUUAGUAUGGCAAAGAAACAUGAACUUACAGUUGUAGCAAGUAUACAUCAACCUUCACCUGAAACUUACGCUUUAUUUGAUAAAUUAUUGUUGCUUGGACAUGGUAAAACUUUGUAUUUUGGUGAAAGGGAUAAUGCUUUGACCUAUUUUGAGAAAUUGGGAUUCCCUUGUCCUCCUUAUAAUAAUCCUGCUGACCAUUACUUAAGAUUGGUUAAUAGUGAUUUUAUGAAUGAUAUAACCGAAGCCGAACAACGUAUUACGAGUUUUAGUAUUUCUUUCUCAAAAAGAAAUAUAAGGGGCGUCAACAAGGAGAUUGAUGAUUUAAUUGCAAAAUCAGGCGGUCAUGGUGAAGUAAUUUUAAUAAAAACCAGAAAAGAAUAUGCUCGUAGUCUCUUAGCUCAAACUUUGAUCCUAAUGAAGAGAUCAUUUAAAAAUGCCACAAGAAAUAUAUUAAUGUAUUGGAUAAGAAUAGCCAUGUACAUGUGUUUAGCCUUGCUUAUGGGAUCAACCUGGUGGAAAGUUGGCCUUGAACAAAAAAAUAUAGAGGAUAGAUUUUCUGCUCAUUUCUUUUCUGUCACAUUUUUGUCUUUGAUGAGCGUAGCUGGUAUACCAGGAUUUUUAGAAGAACGUUUAGUAUUUCAGCGUGAACGUUCAAUUGGUUUCUAUUCUGUUGGUCCAUACGUCUUAGCUAAUACGUUAAUUUCAACACCGUUUUUAAUGAUUAUUACCUUAUCAUUUUCUAUAAUCGCUUAUCCUAUGAUCGGUUUACAUGAAAAUAUAUAUAAUGCCAUCAAUUUCCUUGCAUUUAUCUUUUUAACUUUAUUUGUAGCUGAAUCUAUGGUCAUAUUUAUUUCUGCUGCAAUACCUACAUUCGUGGCAGCUUUAGCUAUUACUACUUUUGCUAAUGGAUUUUAUAUGGUAAUUGCAGGAUAUUUAGUAAGGAGAUCCGCUUUACCAGAAUUUUUGAAAUGGUGUCAUCAUAUUGAUUAUCAAAAAUAUUCGUUUGAAGCUAUUAUUCAAACUGAUUUUGUUGGAUUAACUUUUAACUGUAAUGAUGAACCAGAAUGCAAAUGUAUUUUUGGAGUAAAUUCAACUGGUACUUGUGAACUCUCCGGUCAAGAUAUAUUAGAUUAUUAUGGUUAUACCAAAAUUAAUUUAAAUGAGUGGGCACUCGCACUUAUGGGAUUAAUUGUUUUCUUCCGAUUCGGUUUCUAUUUAAUUUUACGUUUCCGAAAAGGUCGUCGUCGUUAAAUUAAUGAUAUAAACAUAUAUAUAUUUUUUUAAUUAAUUUAUUUAGUUUUAUAAUUCACAGGAUAAAAUUUUUUAUAUAUAAAGUUAUAGUGCAAGGUGCAUCAAACUCUAAAAGUAAAAGUGCGAGGCGCUUUUUUGAAGAGUGGACAAUUUUUUAUUUUUAUUUUUUUU
This is a messenger RNA of Rhizophagus irregularis DAOM 181602=DAOM 197198, 2160 nucleotides long. RefSeq lists its product as uncharacterized. The record is from RefSeq and is a predicted model, not a curated record. Gene Ontology annotation, molecular function: ATP binding; ABC-type transporter activity; ATP hydrolysis activity. Gene Ontology annotation, cellular component: membrane. Lineage: Eukaryota; Fungi; Glomeromycota; Glomeromycetes; Glomerales; Glomeraceae.